Messenger RNA from Fundulus heteroclitus (mummichog), 1197 nucleotides. RefSeq names its product coxsackievirus and adenovirus receptor homolog. Bases 105 to 1148 code for a protein of 347 amino acids. The record is from RefSeq and is a predicted model, not a curated record. NCBI's taxonomy places the organism in Eukaryota, Metazoa, Chordata, Actinopteri, Cyprinodontiformes, Fundulidae. The transcript is spliced from 5 exons.
CAGAUCAGGGAAUCAUCAGAGCUGAAUCUGGAGAAACUGUCAUUCUGCCAUGUAGAGCUCCUGAGAACCAAACUGUUACAGCUGCAGAGUGGAGGAGGACUGAUAUGGAGUUUAGUGAAUAUGUUAUUCUGUACCAGAACAAGAAGGUUGAUAAAGAGGCUUCGUGUCCAUCCUUUAAGAACCGGGUGGAUCUGCAGGACGUGGAGAAUGGAGACGCGUCAUUGGUUCUGCAGAAGGUGACGACUGCUGAUAGAGGAACAUAUCAGUGUUGGGUCGUUCAGGGAGGAAAAAGUCGCAGAAAGAGAGCCGAUCCGGAAGAUGACCCCAUCAGCAUCAUUAACCUGAGAGUCCAACCAGUUCGAAGAACCAUCCCAGCUGAACAUGGAAAGGACAUCAUUCUGCCAUGUAGAGCUCCUGAGAACGAUCCUGAUAGAGAUGUAGACUGGAGCAGAACUGAUCUGGAGUCAGGUCAAUAUGUUCUUAUGUACAGAAACAGGAAGUUGGAUCAAGAGGUCCAGUUUUCAUCCUUUAGGAACCGGGUGGAUCUGCAGGACAUGAAGAAUGGAGACGUGUCUUUGGUUCUGAAGAAAGUGACGACUGAUGAUACAGGAACAUAUGAGUGUCGAGUCAUUCAGAGAGGAAAUAGCUGCAGGAGGAGAUUCAUUCUGAACACUGACCCUCUCAGUGUCAUUAACCUGAGAGUUGAACCAGCACCGUCAUGGCCCACAGUUCUCCUGGUUCUCCUGGUUCUCCUGGUUCUGGUUCUGAUUGUUGCAGGUCUUUUGUAUCAUUUUCGGCUCUGUUUCAUGUCAGGAUACUACGUGGUGGUGGAUUCAGGGGAGGAGUCUGCCCUGAUACCCUGCAGAACCAGACCAUUCCUGCCUGGAGAUGCUAGAGUGGAGUGGAAGGACAGCAGAGACAGGAAGGUCCAUGUGUAUGAGAGCGGUUCUGAUCAGCCUGAAGAACUGGACAAGAGAUACAGAAACAGAACCAAGAUGAACAAAGACCUGCUGAGAACUGGAGACCUCAGUCUGACUCUGGAACACCCCACAGAUGGAGACACUGACAUCUACACCUGCAUCGUCUCCAGAGGGAAGAGAAACAUCCUGAUGAAGAAACUAGUUGAUCUCAGAAUAAAAGAAUCCUGAAUCCUUCCCAAAUCCAGCAGAACCACGCCUCGGAGGUCCAGAAGGUCCA